CUCAAGAAGUUGCUACAGGUCAAUGUCAAUUUCCUACAAUUCAUUACAACCCAGCUGCUCAUCCUAGACAAAUCUCUUUAUUAGAUGCAAAUGGUCAAUCAAUUCUUUACACAUUGAUACCAUCAAAUCAAGAUAGUCCAGCACAAGUUACACCGCAGUUGCAACCGAAUAAUAUCGCUGUAAUGCCAAAUGCCACGCACAUUCCACAUAAUGCGAAUGCGUGUUGUAUCUGUGGUAGUCAUCCUGUUGCUAAAUGUAGUUAUGGAAUAAGUCGUGGACGACCUUGUGGUCGUUUAUUAUGUUUAUCACAUGUAUGUGAAUUACCUGGUGGAAAUGGUGGAAGAUAUCCACAUUGUCCUGAACACUAUCAAUAUAUUCAACAAAAUAAAUUACCAAUUGUACCUUUUUCUAUUGAGGGUUCUUACGGACUAGAAGAAGAAUCUCGUAGCUGUGUCCUUAAAACUGAAAUAUUUGCCGGUUCACUUUAUGCUUGUGUAACAGUAUGCCUCAUUCCAUUGAAUGCUGUAACAAUUGUUUAUGGAAUUAUUCUUUAUCAAGUUCGUCAAUCUACUAGGCGAGUUAUGCCUUUUGCACCAAGUGGUGGUCCUGGCAAUAAUGUUGCGACGCCAAAUAUGAAACGUGAGGUGAAAAUUAUGCGACAAAUGUCAACACAAAGUGGCAUGAUAGCAAGUGGAGGAUCACUUAUUUUUGUACUUUGUAUUUGGCAUGGAAUAAAGAAGGAUUCUGCGCCAGAACCAUUGUAUUUGUUAGCUUUCACUUCAAUAACGGUUUUUGCUUUAAUGUUGACAAUAGCUCAAUUCAUCAUGAACGAAAAAGUAAAAAGUAUUGCUGUUCAAUAUGUUUGCCCGCGUCAACCAACCAUUAUUCUAAGUACGACGACUCAACAACGAGUUGUACGAUAA
This is a messenger RNA of Rotaria sordida, 923 nucleotides long. The record is from the annotation of a GenBank genome assembly. NCBI's taxonomy places the organism in Eukaryota, Metazoa, Rotifera, Eurotatoria, Philodinida, Philodinidae.